CGUGAAUGGAAUAUUAGCGUCAACAUGCGCGUUUCAGUCUCAACCGUUCUCAAUCGAGCAGCAGCGCGACUAGGACAUCAAAGAAGGCAAGGCACUGUCACAAGCAGGCCACUGAUAUGGUCACUGCCGAAGUUCUAGCCCGAUCGAACCUGGCCAGCCACGUAGUCAGAGCAGUUCGCCAGCUUUGGUACAAUGGCCUGGAGAAGCAUACAGUCAAUGGGGUUGCCAAACUCGGAGUAUGUGUCAGUGGAGGGCCGGACUCUAUGGCUUUGGCCGCCCUACUCAAACGUGUGCCUGAGCUCGAUCAUGAGUUGAAAAUCGAGCCUGUCGCAUUUAUUAUCAAUCACAAUGCACGACCUGAAAGUGGCGCCGAAGCGGCAUCGGUGAACCGGAAUCUAUUGGACUAUGGCAUCAAAAGUCAGACACUGCACAUGCAGUGGCCAGAUGUCGCGGAACCUCUGGCAUUGCCCAAUUUUGAGGCUGUAGCACGCUACAAACGCUAUCGUAUGUUUGCUAGGGCAGCCCUGGAUGCCAACAUCCGACAUCUAUUCCUCGGUCAUCACCAAGAUGAUCAGGUUGAAACUAUUAUGAUGCGACUUUUGAAGACCCAAACACGUUCUUUCCUCAGCCUUCAAGGUAUCUAUGCUCAGGGAGCCAUUCCUUGCUGCGAGGAUAUUCCUGGCGUUACAGGGUUGCACCCCGAUGCUUACUGGCCUGAACCAAGUCCUACCUCACCAUCACAGGACGGUGCCAAAGAGGCUGGGUAUGGUGACGAACCCAGAUCUCCUGGCAUCCAAAUCCAUCGACCCCUUCUGGACUACCCAAAGUCUGAACUUAUUGAUACCUGCACUACGCUUGGGAUCCGCUACGUUACAGACCCCUCGAAUUUCGACCCGAAGAUCACAAUGCGGAAUGCGAUUCGCCAUCUGCGAAGCAAGUAUCGACUUCCUCGUGCCCUCCAAGCACCCUCGAUCCUACAAUUGUUGAAAUCUUCUCGCGAAUCCAUGGCUGACCUAAACCGCCGAGGUGGCAAGUGUCUUCAGAAGGCCAGAGUCGUGCACUUUGAUCCGCGCGUCGGUUUCAUGCAAGUUUAUUUUGAACCAGCCUUCCGAAAAACCUGCAGAAAGGAUCCUGAGGCUGCAGCAUAUGCUCUGGCGAAGCUGACCGCCGUAGUCAGCCCACAGUCUCGUGAUGUCGUUCCCACUGUUGUCCCAGAAGACCGUUUGAAAGAGUUCCAGGCGAUUUUGAUCUCCCCAAACAAUCAUGGUUCGGUGACAAUGCAACAAGUGUGGCUUGAGAAAUUGGCCAUUUCGCCUUAUGAGAAUCAAACAGGCAGUUUGUGGCAGCUCUCAAGACCACCACUCCGCAAACCGGAAAUCGUGGCGACAACUGCAUCCUUCCAACCCUUGUCCAAGAUUCAAAACGGAAAUUAUAUUUCUCAUUGGCUGUUAUGGGACCGGCGGUUUUGGAUCAGGGUCAAAGCGAAGACGUCGCACGACAUCGAGAAAACCACGGUUGAGACAUUCGGGCCAAGUCGCCUGGCAGAUAUCAAACGUCUCGUCUCAAAAGCCCGGUCCUUGGAGUUGAGCGAAACUCUGUCGAAUUCAGCGCCAGACAAGCUCAGGUACACGAUACCGGUAUUGUUGUAUGAUGGGCAGCUUUUAUCCUUGCCUACGCUUGAUUUUGCGAUCCGCCGCUCUGCUGAGCGUUCGCCGAUUGUGGGUUGGGAGUCUUACUUCAAGGAGAUUCCGCAGGCGCUACUUUGACCACAGCGUCGACGAACGACACUGAAACUUGGCGAUGGGGAGUUCUUUGUUGAAUGUGGCAGCGAGCGACCUUGGAGGAUUGUGGUGGAAAAACAAUUACCAGUGGACCGAUGUGUGCUUCUUCAGCUGAAGAGUUUCACUCCACCUCCACGAAUACGCUGCACCAUGUUGUCCACAAAUCGUUGGAUGAUCUGACCCUUUUUACUCGCCGCAAGAAGCUUGUAAAGCAGAUGGGUUUCGACCGGGAUAGUGCCGUCAUCGACCUCGUCCAAAUACAAGAUGAUGAUAAUGGAUGGAAAUAUAGCACCGUGGACACCAAAUGAGCCGACCGCUGGUUUCAGAAACGUCGGGAUCAACUCGAGGAGCCUCGACAAUAUAUUCUUGGAAUGCCGACGUAGUCCCGAUAUGACCUGCGCCGAGGACAGACUCUCAGGCACCUAAGUCUGUGGCAUCUCAUCAGUAUUUCCUGCACUACUGGUAUUGGUGCAGUUGAGCCUCACGAUAGUUUCAUAGUAAGCUCAACGCCUCUCAAAAUGACUAAGAAUGUCUCC
Messenger RNA from Exophiala mesophila, 2317 nucleotides. Its product is annotated as tRNA(Ile)-lysidine synthetase. Bases 117 to 1766 code for a protein of 549 amino acids. Lineage: Eukaryota; Fungi; Ascomycota; Eurotiomycetes; Chaetothyriales; Herpotrichiellaceae. The transcript has 3 exons. Gene Ontology annotation, biological process: tRNA processing. Gene Ontology annotation, molecular function: ligase activity, forming carbon-nitrogen bonds; ATP binding. The record is from RefSeq and is a predicted model, not a curated record.